This is a messenger RNA of Achroia grisella, 3051 nucleotides long. It is a transcript of the gene Rab3GAP1, whose product is annotated as rab3 GTPase-activating protein catalytic subunit. Gene Ontology annotation, biological process: positive regulation of GTPase activity. Gene Ontology annotation, molecular function: GTPase activator activity. NCBI's taxonomy places the organism in Eukaryota, Metazoa, Arthropoda, Insecta, Lepidoptera, Pyralidae. The coding region runs from base 64 to 2511 and encodes 815 amino acids. The record is from RefSeq and is a predicted model, not a curated record. The transcript has 4 exons.
UUUCCUCUGUAAACUAUAAAAGUAAUUAUAGAAAUAUUACCCAAAAAAAUCAAAACAUUUAAAAUGAACGAGGAAAUUGAUGAAUAUGAUAUGUAUCAUCAGGAUUUCACAACAGUUUCUGAUUGGGAAGUGUUUAUAGCACGAAUAGAAGAAAUAUUGAAUGAGUGGAAAUUAUGUAAAUCUAAAAUAUCGAGCCCUAUUGACUACACAAAGAAAUGGGUAUGCAAAGCUGAAGAGUUCACUUUUCAAGGGGUAAAAUUUAUAAUUUCCUAUCAUACUCUUGAACAUACCACCAACGCUGAAAGGACUCAGGAAUCCGAUGAUAAAGCUAUCUUGCUAGAAAUACAAAAUAAUAUGUGGGAAGCGACAUCUCAGUUCAUGGAAGACAAUGAUGGCAGUCCUUUCCCUGUGUCCAAUUGGUAUGGUUUAAAACGAUAUUUAAUGCUGUGUCCCAGCAUACCACUUGUGGAUGGUAGUCUCAUAAAAGUUGUUAUGAGUUCUGUGAACAUAGCUUUUGCAAAUGUUGAUUGUGGUAUACCUUUGUUUGUAAAGAUCAGAGAACACUGGCAGCAAAACUAUUUAGGCUUCUAUGAAGAUAAUGAGUAUAAAAUUAGUUUUGACACAAUACAUUUGAAGCGAAUAUCAAAUCAAUGUUCUCAUCUAAGUGGCCUCAUUAGUUUAUUUAAAUCAAAAAUUGCCUCUCCUGUUGCCCUAGAUACUGUACUAGUAUCUGCUAAAUAUUCUUAUGAAUUGAAGGAUGCAGAACCUUUUUCUUGGAAAAAGACUAAUCAUUUAAACGAAUAUUUGUCCAUUGAUGGAUUUGAUGUAAAAAAAUUAACAGAAUUGCCAUUUGGUUCUGAUAAAAAUCCAAUUAAUAGUAUACUAUUGAAUGCUAUAUGGCCAAGGUUUAGAGAAUCUACUAUUGUUGAUUCUUCAACAUAUUCUGAUAUUGAUCCCAUAAUGGCUCCAACAUGGACAAUUACAUUCAAAAUGAGGGACAACAUUCAAUGUCAAUUAUCUGAGACUAUUGCAAACAUGAUGGAAUUGUUGGAUAAUGACAAUCUUCUUAUGGAUAUCUUAGGUUUGAGUAAAAGCCUUGGUCUUGUUAAUCCUUUACACAAAAUAACUGAAGCGCCUAUAACAAUUUCAAAGCUUGUAAAGGCAGCUAUUGGUCAAAGUUCCAGCGUUUAUGAGUUCAAGGGGCCUAUAAAUGAUGACUUACUUAUGCCACUGUUGUAUUAUGUGUUUCCUGAUGCUGUUGAUGACACUGGUUUUAAGUAUCCCUCACAAAUAGAGAUUAAACAGCCUGACAGCAGUGAACCUAAAUUAUGUAAUUACAUUAAGACAAGCCCUGAGCUUGGUUUAGUGUGGAGGAUGUCAGUUACUGCUGCACGGCUGCAUGAUGCUGGGGGUCUUCCCUACCUGGCACAUCUUUGGUAUGAAUUUACGCAAGAACUUCAGUACCGGUGGGAGCACCGAAUAUUAGUUCCUGGAGUUGCAGAGGGCAAUCCCAACGCUCGCACAUGCUUACUUCAUCAAAAAUUACAGCUUCUCAAUUGUUGCAUUAAAAGAGCACAAGAUGGCACCGGAAAUUUUACUGGCACCUCUUCGGAUGAUGAAUUUUAUGAUUGUUCUGAAGGAGAGGACGGUGAGGAACAGCUUCCGUGGAAUAGACCCGUGGGGAGACUUCAUCGUCUUGCAGAUGCUACUCUUAAAUCUGGGGCGCCUCUAUAUGUGCCAAGGACUCAGGACCCUGCACCAAAAACCGAGGAUCAACUAGAGGAAGAUGCCGAGCUGAUGGUACGACUAGGAGACGAUGCUCGCGCUUCCGAGCUUCGAGCUAGAAUGAUGAGUGCAUCAUUGUUAUCAGAUAUGGAGGCGUUUAAAGCGGCAAACCCCGGUGCAGAGUUGUGUGAUUUUGUACAAUGGUACUCUCCACGCGAUUGGAAAUCUGAUAAUGGUGGUGAGCUGGGAGAUCGAAUGCUUUUACCGGGUAACCCUUGGGCAGAAACUUGGAGUGUUGCUCGGCCAGUUCAAGCCGCACGCCAACGAAGACUCUUCGACGAGACUCGUGAAGCGGAGCAAGUUUUGCAUUUUUUGCGUUCUCGAUCAGUAAGUGCUGUAACUGAACUUCUUUUACCUGCUAUAUUAAAAGCAGGCGCAGCGAAAGCGAUAGCAGAAGGUGCUCCAGGAAGUACUACGUGUAUUGGUGGAAUGGACAAAAGGCGCACUUUCGAGAUAGCUGCCCGAGAGAUCUAUGAAGCCGAAAUAGAGGCAUGUAGAUCCUUUUGUGUGCGUACCGUCCUCGACAAAAGUGUCGAAGGAAUGCCUUUAGAUGCCGCCGGACGUACUAGAAUCUUAAAUGCAGCUGGUGGUACUCUACCACCGCCAGCACGACGGGAGUUCUCUCUAAGAGUUAAGGAUGCUGUAUCCCCGCAAGUGAUGAGAGCAGCUUUAGCGACUGAUAUGACCAUUAUAGGUGCGUUUACAGAAAGUAUUGUGUGUUUGUAGCAGAGUACUGACGAUAUGUGAACGGUGAUAAGUCUUCCUAUUUAAAUCAUAUAUUUCAACAGUGUGUCGAUUAUCUUUUGUAUAUAUAUCGAUUACUUUUAUAAAUCUUGUAUUGUUGAAAUUAAGUGUAUAUUGUGUAGAAGUUUAGUAUAUAAUUAGUGAAACGAUAAGAUUACGUUGAUGAUUUUAGAUUUUUACAUCGAAGUAUGUUUUGAGUUUCGGAAUAUAUUUAUAGAUACUAAGUAAAUGCGCUAGCUUAUAUUUUUUUUUUAUUUAAAUUCAAUUAAUAAACUGUUAAAUUUUCAUAAGUAGUCGCCUAUGUUAUUUUAAAGAAUAACUAAAGUACAAAGCUGGUUUACAAUACCUUACCUAAAUUUCGAUCUCCUUGACAUGACCUCUCGUGCCGCCCGCUUACCAGACCAAUUAACUUUAUGUGGAAAAGUUCAUUCAUUUAGCAAUUUCAUGUCAUUUAACGUCUUCUAAUUAUCGAUAUCCUGCGUGUUAUUUGUUGGAUAUUUGUCUAAUGAUAAAACUAUUCGC